AUAAAUAUUACACCCCACCAACAGGUUACCAUGACGGCUACUUUUCAUGCUAAAUCGCUUGCUCACUUGUUGAACUAUGGCAGAUGACAAGGCCAUCGAGCCAUCUCCCAUUGGGGCUGAUGAACCAGAUUCUUCUGACAACUCGGUCAAAAAUACCCAUUCCGAUGUAAACGACAUAUCAAAGCAUGACCAUCAUGUUCACAAAGACGGGGCAGAUGCUGCCCUUGACUUGUUGAAUGAAACGGGAGGAAUCAGUCAACCUUUCGAUGCCAAAGCCAGCAAACGACUCAUCCGCCGCAUCGAUACUCACAUCAUGCCUCUCAUUUGUACCGUCUACUUCUUACAGUACAUCGACAAGACUGCAGUUUCUUACGCAAGUGUUACCGGCAUCCAACAAUCAACUGGUCUCAAGGGGAAUGAGUUCAACUGGGUCGCUUCGAUUUUCUUCUUCGGCCAACUCGGCUUUCAGUUCCCUACUGUUCGUCUUCUUCAAGUUUUCCCUCUUGCCAAGUACGUGUCAGUCAACGUUACACUAUGGGGUGUGACUCUCGCUUGUAUGGCUGCAUGCCAUAAUUUCAGCGGUCUCCUGGCUUGUCGAUUCUUUUUGGGUGCCUUGGAAGCUGCUAUUGUUCCAGCGUGGGUCCUUUUCACAUCCCAAUGGUACACUAAAGAAGAGCAAGCUUUUCGAGUCGGUAUCUGGUUCUCAGUCUGCGGUGCGGCUCAGAUGUUUGGUGGAUAUUUUGCUUACGGUGUUGCAACGCAUGUUGGCAAAGAUCCAGAUGCUGCCUUGAAAGGAUGGCAAGUUAUCUUUCUCGUUCUUGGUCUUCUCACUGUUGUGGUCGGAAUCAGUUUCUGGUUCAUCAUGCCAGAUUCUCCUGCCGUUGCUGGGUUCCUGGCCAAAGAGAAGAAAGCCAUGCAUCUUGAGCGUAUUCGAGGAAAUGUGCAGGGCAUUGGUACGCAGACGUUCAAGUGGGCUCAUGUCAAGGAGGCUUUGACUGAUAGCAUGACUUGGCUAUAUGCCUUCUGGGUCUUUGCUGCAAACAUUCCAAACUCUAUUGCUACCAGCUUCGGAAAUAUUCUUGUCAAAGGUAUGGGAUAUACCAACGAGGAGUCUCUGUUACUGGUCACUCCCCUCGGAGCUUGGGAGAUAGUCUUCCUAAUCGGCCUGACUUACGGAGCUAUGAAGACAAGACAACGGUUGUUCUUUUGCAUAGCUGGUCACAUUCCUGCCAUCAUCGGAGCCAUCUUGAUGGCAACCACAGAAAAGGUUCCCGCCCUCAUUGGAUAUUACACAACUGGAGGCAUUCCCAUUGGCUGGACUACUAUUCUCGGACUACAAAGCUCAAACGUGGCUGGCUCUACCAAGAAAAUCACCGUCUCAUGUAUCGGAACUAUCGCAUAUACUGUUGGAAACAUCAUCUCACCUCACACAUUUCAAGCUCGUGAUGGGCCACGAUAUCUUCCCGCCAAGAUCUCCAUCUGCAUCAUUUACUUCCUUUGCACUAUUGACUUGCUAGUCAUGAGAUGGGUCUUUGAUCGAAGGAACAAGAAGAGAGAUGCUGAGAAGGCUGCGCUAGGCGAUCAGUACAGAGUCGAGGAGAACCACGAGUUUCUGGAUCUGACGGAUCUGGAGAACAAAGAGUUCCGCUACGAGCUGUAGAAUAAUGCUACCAAAAUCAGAAACUUUUGGACAAGACUUUAUGAGUCUACCUCUAAUGUAAUUCUCAUGUAGCUCGAAUGCAACGAGACAUUAUGUAGUCUAUUCAUUAGCAUAACAUAAAAGUAAGGGGACCAUGCUAUCAUAUCCUGCAGCCUAUGGACUUAAGUAAGUCGAGUUGCAGGGCUAUCUCCAGCAAUUUCAUGACUUGGCUUUGCCUGAACGUUGGACAAUCUUGCUACUGGCAUUUUUAAUUCUGUUGAUCCUUUUGAGACUACUUUUAGGCAUAUCUACUGUGGAAUCUUGUGCUCACUUGCAGGCACGCCAGCAGCCCACCUAUACUUUGAAGCAGCAUGCUCAUCAAGAGGAUACUUCUGUCCAGGAAGUCCAUAGAAGUUCUCUCGGUAGCUGCCACCAGGUACUGCGUAAUCGUCCCAGAAGAGACCCCUUGAUCGAAGUUCAGGGAGCAGCAGUUCGAUGAUAUCUUUGAAGGUACCCGGGAAAAGAACAUAUCCCUCCUCAUAGUUAGUAAGGCCCCAUGAUUAGAGGUUUAUGAACUUACAAAGUUGAACCCAUCGACGUCUGCCUCAUCAAUCCAGACUUGCAGGCUGUCGGCUACCUGGGAGGGUGUACCAACGAAUAGAGGUCCAUUGCCUCCGAGGCUGACAUGCUCGGCGACAGUAUGCUUCGUCCACUUUGAGUUUGCGGGUGAGAACUUGGCAUAGCCUUCUACAGUUGAUCUGAAGAACCAUAUGAGUUGAGGCACUUUGGGAUUAUGAGGACGAAACUUACCUGACAGCGUUACUCUCAACCUGUCGAAGCUCCUCAUCAUCACCGUACUGGUUCAAGUCCAUACCAGUCCAUCCGCCGAACAACGACAGAGCGCCUUCAGUCGAAGCAUACUUCUUCGCUUCGUUAUACUUAGCCAGAGCUUCCUCCUCAGUCUUGCCAAGAAUGGGGGUGACAAGAGCGAGGACCUUGAUGUUGUUUGGAUCUCGGCCAAACUGUUCCUUCGCAACUUGUCGGAUAUCUGCAAUGUUCUUCUUACACACUGCAGGUGCAUGCGCAGAAGUAAAGAUGGCCUCAGCAUGCUGAGCUGCAAAUGCUUUACCUGGCUUGCUGGCUCCUGCUUGAAGAAGCAGAGGUGUUCGCUGCGGGCUGGGGUCCACGACGUGAGGACCGGGAACGUUGAAGUAUUUGCCGUUAUGGUCGAUUUGACGAACAAGGGCGGGAUCCGUGUAGAUACCUCGCUCACGGUCUAGCUUGACAGCGUCGUCACGCCAGGAUGAGUUAAAGAGCUUGUACAUGACUUCCAUGUAUUCUUCGGCCUGGGCGUAGCGUUCAUCGUGCUGACUAUCAUCAGAAGCUGGAUGACUAAUUCGAGGAGAUCACUUACAGCGAGUUGAACUGGAUGGCCAAGGUUGCGAGCGGCUGAGUCUAGGUAACCAGUAACAAUCUGUAAAUCUUAUUAGUGGUGACCGUGAAACGAGACUCGACGUUCUUACGUUCCAGCCCAAACUGUUGAGAGAGUUAGCUUGAUUUCACAGUGUAUUAAAGGAGACUUGCCGGCCCUUGGUGAGGUGAUCGACUGUAGAUAACCGUCGAGCCAGAUGAUAUGGCUGCUCAUAAGUAACAGAAACAGUGGCACCAAAUCCAAUAUUUUUCGUCGCAGCAGCCAUGGCAGGAAUAACGGCCAAUGGCUCUGUGAGAGGCCAUUGAGCUCCAGAGAUGAUAGCAGGUUCCAAGGACUUCUUGUAAACAUCGUAGCCUCCUAUCUCAGUUGUCAGAACUCUGAAAGCUACCCCUCAUAACCCAAGUCACUUACCCAGCACAUCAGCGAUAAAGAUGCCAUGGAAUUUGGCGUCUUCUAGCAACUUGGCUAGUUCAACCCAGUGCUCAGUGUCCUUGAAUCUCCAAGACUCAUCCUCAGGGUGUCUCCAUAAUCCUGGGGAUUGAUGACCACUGCCUAAAGUCUUAUCAGUAUAUGUUAUAUGACUGGGAUGAGGGGCACUUACACAUCAUGACAAAGGCAUUGACGAUAAGGCUUUUCUUCUUGCCCUGCUGGGCCGUUUGAUCUUGGGAAGCCAUGACGUUGACUGUAGAAAAUGGAAGUGAUCUGAUUGGAUUAUGCCUGACUUCGUUGUUUAGGUGGUGAUGUACUUGUCCCCAGCUUAUUCUUCUUUUAAGACACUCCGGAUAUCGGUGCCGAUACAGGACUUCCAGACGACUAUUGCGUGAUUGUUAGGCUCAUGACUGAAUAUGCAAGUGAUAGCUCUAGACAGGGUAUUCUUAGGCUAUAGAUAUGAGACCUUGGCGUGUAGGAGUGUUUUGGUGGUCUAACCGAUGGCGCAAUCAUCACUGAGUCUUGCUCAUAUGAAAUGCCGAUCAACCCCUCAAUUUCGAUACGAUAAACUCGGGGAACUUCCACAAAUGGCUCGGAAGUUUCAUGUCAAGAUACCGAGUUGUCGGGAGUGGCAUAUCACGCCCACGUGGGCUACACACGUUGAAGGUUGCAGAGGCGCAGAGUCUGUGCUCUUCUGAGACAUCAAAUAUUCUAGAAGGAGUUGAUCAUGAGAUUCUCAUUUUACGGUUCAGGACCUUGAAAUGGUGAUUCGGGGCUUGAUGUCGCUUGAUUUUUAUCAUCUAUCAACAAACAUAACAAAGAUGCACAGCUUCAACAACUUUCAUAUAAAUAUUCUAGAUUUAAUAUCUAUAAAAUCUCUAAGUUCACGACG
Messenger RNA from Fusarium verticillioides 7600, 4392 nucleotides. RefSeq lists its product as hypothetical. Gene Ontology annotation, cellular component: plasma membrane. The coding region runs from base 77 to 1660 and encodes 527 amino acids. The transcript is spliced from 2 exons. Gene Ontology annotation, biological process: transmembrane transport; allantoate transport; dipeptide transport. Lineage: Eukaryota; Fungi; Ascomycota; Sordariomycetes; Hypocreales; Nectriaceae. The record is from RefSeq and is a predicted model, not a curated record. Gene Ontology annotation, molecular function: dipeptide transmembrane transporter activity; allantoate transmembrane transporter activity.